UACAAUUAACCAUCUAAUUUAUUUCCCAAAAGAAGGAAAAAUUGAACAAUUAACUGUUCUUGUUAAUCUCUGUUGUCUCUACCAAAACAAUUGAUUUAUUAACCAGCAAUUAAUAGAAAUCAGUGAGAAAGAUCAAUUUACAUUGUGUUCCAAUCAACGUAAUUAACCAACAAUCAUCUCUAGGAUAAUAUUAUUAAUAGUUAAUUUUAUAAUUCUCAUUCACUUGAUUACCUCUUAAUUUUUUCUCUCUCUCUCUCUCAUUGUUCAUUAAUCAUUCCUUAAGGAAAAUCCUGUUACCAUCAAUCGUGAUUAAUAUUGAUAAUAUUCAUUUUCUACCUGUGAUUUGUAACUUUUUCAAUCAAUGGAUCAUCUUAAUUGUCAAUUGUGAUUAAAAUGUGACAAUCAAACGGCUUUCCAAUGACCACUAGUAGGAUCAUUUCGGGUUUACCACCGUCUUACCUGAGAGAUGCUACACCUUAUUGUUAUCCGAAUUUCGAUUGGAAAAUAAUUGAUUUCUGUGAACAACAAAUACUAAUUACUGAUGAUUAUCCUCGAACAGCGAAGUGUAUUGUCGUCGGUGACGCUGGGGUCGGUAAAACCUCGUUAAUCCAUCGAUAUCGUACCAACGAGUUUGCAUUUGACCACAAAGAGACGAUUGGAGUUGAUUUCGAUGUUCAAUCUUAUACAAUAUUGGGAUUACCUUUUAAUAUUCAGAUCUGGGACACUGCGGGCCAGGAAAGAUUUCGUUGUAUAACAAGUUCUUACUAUCGAGCAUCUAACGUGGCCUUAAUUGUCUUUGAUUUAUCCAAUAUAAAAUCUCUUGCGAAUACAAUUAGAUGGCAUUCGGACAUUAAAAGGGUCACUGAAGAUACUUUACUAUUUCUUGUUGGUUCUAAGCGAGACUGUGUCUCACCAGCCGCUCUCGAAUUUACGGAAACGGAAGCGAUCAGAAUUAGUAAUCAAAUGAAGGCUGAAUAUUGGAGUGUCUCAUCUCAAACGGGUGAAAAUGUUAAUCAAUUGUUCAAUCGAGUGGCAGGAUUAACCUUUCAGGAGAUAAUUUCAACGCGAAUUCAUGAGAUUGAAGAAGAGCGAAUCUCUGGUGAUCUUAAUCAGUCCAAUCAACAUAAUGAAGGAUUAAUUGUUCUAAAUCAAAAAUCACAAUCAAAUACGUUGAAAAAUUGUUGUGCCUUCAAAAAUUUUGCAUCUAAAUGAAAUUGAGGCCAAAUUGUAAUUUCACGAACGCAAAAAACGUCCCAAUCAACGAUUAACAUUAAAUUUUCUUAAAUUUA
Messenger RNA from Panonychus citri (citrus red mite), 1289 nucleotides. Its product is annotated as ras-related protein Rab-34-like. Bases 418 to 1212 code for a protein of 264 amino acids. Lineage: Eukaryota; Metazoa; Arthropoda; Arachnida; Trombidiformes; Tetranychidae. The transcript is spliced from 3 exons. The record is from RefSeq and is a predicted model, not a curated record. Gene Ontology annotation, molecular function: GTP binding; GTPase activity.